ACUUUUUUUUUGUCGUGAGCAAAUGAAACCAUGGCCGCUGACCAAAGGUUUUUGUCUUGCCUAAUUCAGACUUGUUGCCGUUUGCACUGUGUGUCAGCCGGCUCGUAGUUCCACAGGGAAAUUUGUUUCAAUGCUACGGGAUCCCUGUGACACAGAGUGAAAAAUGGACAUAAAACGGGGCCUGAUUCUGUUCCUGGUGCUGCUUCUCUGUCACAAAGGCAACACACAGUCACAGACCUCUUGUCCAUACAGUUGCCAGUGUUUCACUUCAGCUUUAGUACUGUGUUCUGAUGAACGGAUGACAGCUUUACCCAAGAACACAUCCAAGGAGGUCAAGGACUUUAUUGUAAUAAGUUCAUCCUUAUCGUACCUCUUCGCCCGCAUUUUAGAGGAAAGCCCCCAACUCACCAAGCUUAUCUUUCUGAAUAAUGCCCUGCGAAGUGUUCACUCUCAGGUUUUUGAGCAUUUGACUGAGCUGCAGGAGCUGGAAAUCAGCGGGAACCCCUGGCUGGAGAAUUUAUAUUUGGGGACUUUUUCAAAGCAGGGAAACUUGACUAAACUGCUGCUUAACUUCAACCGGUUCAAGACAGUGCUUCCUGGCAUGUUCGACUCUCUUAAACAGCUCGAGACUCUGCAGAUGAAGGGCAACAUCAUAUCAGAUCUGCCUACGUUUCUUCUCCGGAACCUGCACAAUCUGCGUGUCCUGGAUUUAUCCCAAAAUAAGCUUGAAGACGUAAAAAGGGAAACUUUUUCUGGUCCGACAAGACUGGAGAUCCUGAAAAUUAACAACAACAUCAUCAGCAAUCUUACAUCUGACACGUUCCACAAUAUUUCUCAGCUGAUAGAGCUUCACUUGGAGGCGAAUAAGAUAUCAGAGCUCGCUGAUGAUAUCUUCUUUGUGUUAUCCAAUCUGAAGGUGCUUAACCUCCGCGGAAACCUUCUUACAACAUUCAGCGAUAAAGUGUUUGGAUUCGAGGCCUCAAAUUUGAAGGAGCUGAACCUAAAAGGCAACAGACUGACUGAGCUGUCCUCUCUAAGCAGUUUGACGUCUCUUAGCGACCUCAUCUUGUCCUCUAACCUGCUUUCAGACCUUCCUGAGCACAUUUUUAGAAAUGUUACAGCCCUGGAGAAUCUGGACCUGUCUGAAAACCAGCUCACCCUACUGCCCGAAAUGAUCUUUCGUGAUCUAUUUGGCAUCAAGUCGAUUCACCUACACAAGAACAACCUGAGCAAAGUGGAUGUCAAACUGUUUGAGGACCAGUUGCUCAUUCAGCAGCUCUACCUCUCUGACAACCAGCUGGAAACUCUCCCACUGGGCCUUUUAGACCUUUUUGUCAUGCAGCACACUGUGAGACUCCACGGGAACCCCUGGAAAUGUGACUGCCACAUGUGGUAUCUGCAUGACUGGGUGCUGAGAAACAGCCGAGACAUAGAGAUGCUGGACAGGAUGCUCUGCGCGAGCCCCGGCUUUUUGAGAAGACGGGCAGUCGUCUCCAUCGACAAGGAGCAGCUGGUGUGUCAGGUGCCUAAAGAUGACAUGCCUGAUCUCAGCAGCUGUAGAUUACAAGCUUCAGGUGACACUGUGACCAUCGAUUGUAAAGUGGAUAAAUGCACUCCACUGACAGUAGCGGUACGGUUUGAGGAAGAUGACGGCAGCGUUAUGGAGCAUAUUGUGAAAAAUGAGCCUCAAUGUAGCAGUGAGACGAUGAUCGAGUUCACCGGUCAGUAGUUUCAAUCAGACUUUGUUCUCUGCGCAAAUACGUCCUCAUGCAUUCGGUGUUUCUUGACACAAAGAGUCACAUUAUAUGUUCUGACUGUCACAGUCCAUUCUGUAAACAAACCUCUAACUCAGCAGCUGAUAACCAGUAAACAUGCAUGCUGCCGAAUGAUAAGAGGGGUGGAUGAACCCUUUUCUUGUAAAGUUCAAAGUUCAACCCUUUGCUUUUUAAGAUCACUGCUAACAGGAACUUUGAGUAAUCUUCUGCUAAAUCUCCACUAGAUGCUUCUGGUUUCCUUGUUUGUGUACAUUUUUGUAUGGCAUUGUUAAACUGAAUGAUCAUCAACAAGUGCAGAAUACUUACUUUACUACAGGAAUGUUUUGGAACAGCUACCAAUGUAAAAUGUCAAUAAAAUGGGGUAUUUGCUGA
This is a messenger RNA of Sebastes umbrosus (honeycomb rockfish), 2147 nucleotides long. RefSeq names its product carboxypeptidase N subunit 2-like. Bases 164 to 1729 code for a protein of 521 amino acids. Gene Ontology annotation, cellular component: extracellular matrix. The transcript is spliced from 2 exons. The record is from RefSeq and is a predicted model, not a curated record. Gene Ontology annotation, molecular function: protein binding. NCBI's taxonomy places the organism in Eukaryota, Metazoa, Chordata, Actinopteri, Perciformes, Sebastidae.